AUGGUUUUGAAACGGAAGAGAGAGACCACAGUUGUCUCAAAGCCCAAGGCUAAAGAAGACAGUCCUCCUCCUGUGGACAAUGCGCAAGACAUAUUCCGCAAAUUAUUCGAAGCACAAUUCGAGCCACUCGAUUUACCAAACGCUACCGCCAAACCUACAAUUCCCGACGACGACGAAAACGAGGACGACGAUGGCUCUGAUAUCUCUGGAUCGGAAGGCGAUUGGGACGGGAUGUCCGACAUGAGCGACGAAAGUAAUGAAGUCGAGGUGGUCGAACACACAGAUGUUCGCGAAGCUGCGGAAGACAGAAUGGACAAAAAGACCUGGAAGGCAUUUAAGAGUGGAAAAUUGUUGUCCACCAUAGAUAAGGCGAGCACCGAGCCGGAACCUACCUCCAAGAAAGAAGAAGAGGAAGAUGCGCACGAUGCUGUGAACCUCAAGCACGACCUUGCGUUGCAGAGACUACUCAAGGAGUCCCACCUUCUCGAAUCGGCGGAUGAUCUUGCGCCCACUGGAAAGAACCGGUUGAAGGCUUUGGAUUUGCGCAUGCAAUCUCUCGGGGCCAAGACUUCACUUUACGCGCAAAAUAAAAUGCCCACUGCACACAGACGAGGUAUUAAGGCUAAGGCCGAAUCGAAGGAAGACAGGCGCCGUCAAGAGGCCAAGGAGAACGGUAUCAUUCUCGAGAAACCUUCCAAAAUUCAAAAAUCGAGCAACAGCGGGCGACGAGAUCGUGGUCUUGUAGGGUCCUCUGUGGGCAAGUUCUCGGGAGGUACAUUGAACCUGAACAAAGACGAUAUCGCGCGCGUCCAAGCUUCGGGACGUCGUAUGAUGGGCGGUAGAGGGAAGGGUAAAUCCAGAGGCGGCCGUGGGGGUGGCCGAGGUGGCAGAGGCGGCAAGCGCUAA
Messenger RNA from Penicillium bovifimosum, 906 nucleotides. RefSeq lists its product as uncharacterized. Bases 1 to 906 code for a protein of 301 amino acids. Gene Ontology annotation, biological process: maturation of SSU-rRNA from tricistronic rRNA transcript (SSU-rRNA, 5.8S rRNA, LSU-rRNA). The record is from RefSeq and is a predicted model, not a curated record. Gene Ontology annotation, cellular component: nucleolus. The transcript is spliced from 2 exons. NCBI's taxonomy places the organism in Eukaryota, Fungi, Ascomycota, Eurotiomycetes, Eurotiales, Aspergillaceae.